Mytilus californianus (California mussel) is the source of this 1097-nucleotide messenger RNA. Its product is annotated as transforming growth factor-beta-induced protein ig-h3-like. Gene Ontology annotation, biological process: extracellular matrix organization; cell adhesion. The transcript is spliced from 6 exons. Gene Ontology annotation, molecular function: cell adhesion molecule binding. The coding region runs from base 112 to 990 and encodes 292 amino acids. Lineage: Eukaryota; Metazoa; Mollusca; Bivalvia; Mytilida; Mytilidae. The record is from RefSeq and is a predicted model, not a curated record. Gene Ontology annotation, cellular component: extracellular matrix.
CGUUUAUUUUAGCAUGUGUGGUACAAUUACAUAAAUUGAUGGUAUAAAAGUCAGUUUUUAACCUAUGUUUCAACACUGGAACUGAACAGUUGAUAUACUGUAAAUACUAAAAUGUUCAAGUAUCUUGGUCUGUUGUUUGUAGUCGGUAGUGUCUGGUGCGGUAAUCUGGUAGAGGUUCUCCAAACUGAUGGAGAGAGCAAACUCAUCAAAUACGUCACAGCUGCUGGACUUGCAGAUGCUAUACUUGCAGGAACAUACACAAUCUUUGCUCCAACUGAUGCUGCAUUUAAUGCCGUUGGAACUGAAGCAGAACUUUUGAAAGAUACUGCAGCUUUAGCAGAAAUCUUGAAAUACCACGUUGUCAAAGGUGUAAUUCCAAGUACAGCAGUCAAAAAUGAACUUCAACUAGAAACCUUAGCAGGAACAAAGAUCAGAUUCAAUACAUACUCACAUAAUCAUGCUGUUACCGUUGAGGGUUCAAAGAUAACAAAAUUUGACCUCUCUGCUUCAAAUGGAAUAAUCCAUGUCAUUGAGAAGGUCAUGAUGCCACCAACGGGAGAUAUUGUAGAUUUAGUUGUUGGAAACCACGAUCUCAGCACACUGUUAGCCCAGGUUCAGGAUGUUCGACUUGCAAGUGCAUUGAAAGGUGAUGGAUUGACAGUUUUUGCACCAACAAACGCUGCUUUUGCAAGACUAGGAUCCACUCUCUUACGCAGAAUAACCUCAAAUAAAGGUCUUCUAAAAGAAAUUUUGGAAUAUCAUGUAGUACCACACACAGAAUACUCAGCUGGUCUGUACAACAGGGAAUUUUUACGAACACUGGACAAACACCAUGACACCAUUCGUGUACAUGCUUAUGGUGGAGGAAUCUCUAUUAACAAUGCAAAAGUAGGACAGGCUGAUAUUGCUGCCACAAAUGGAGUUGUACACGUCAUCGAUCACGUUCUUAUUCCCGCCAGAUAUUUGCUUUUCCUUGGAUUUGGAAAGUAACUUUGCAUUUUUAAACUAAGUUGAAUUGUAUAUAUGCAAUAUUUAUUUAUUUGUUAAUAUGUUUAUUGCUGGUAAUUUUUUAUUACCGCAAAUUUGUUCUAUUUUCA